GAUAAAAAUCAGCUGAUAUACGGGGUAAAACCCGGAAAAUGAAACCUAAUCUGUAGUUCUAGUUGUUUCCCAUCAUCCAUUGCCGGAUGGAGCUGGGCAGAUUUUGUGAAUCUAUCUCAAAUCCAAGUUUUCCCCAAUGUUCUUGAACAUCGAUGGCAAUGUUUGCCGUAAAAGAUGAUUACAGCUGGUUCUGCGGCGUCGGCGAACUACCGAAGAAUUUAUCGAGUGACCAGAACGACGGGGGUAAUGUGACGGGGCCUGUGGGCGAAACAGACCCGUGGCUAGCACGGCUGUGCACGGUCAGUGCAGUAGGCACGGCCCUGCACGCGGUGUUUCUUCUAGCCUUCACCGUGUUGCUAGUUAUCUUAGCCUUUUGUAUGAAAACUGCUCAUUCAAAAUCUCCACAAAGAUGUCCAGGGAACGGACUACGGUGGUUACUCAUUAUAUUUCUUCUGUUCGUCCUCUCAUGUUCGAUAGGAGAGGGUGUUUUGUCGGAUGCAACUCGGCACGAUGCAUCCCCAUCGCAGCCAUUUCUGUACUUGCCAAGCCUCAGUGCCUUAAUUGCAACUUUUGCUGCAGCGUUUUACUACAACUCAAUGGAGAAGCGGCAGAGAUUCCAAAUGACUCUCCUGUCUCUACCAUAUUGGAGUCUGUGCGUUAUUGAACGGGCUGUAACUUUGUGGAGUCUGCUUGGGCUUGGUCUUGGAAGUGUUCAAGUUGUGCGUUUCGACUUGAAUGUGUGUUUACUUGCUGCCUACUCUAUGUUAAUCAUCCUGGAUCUCGCAAUACUUUUGAUAUCACACAGAAAUCCGUCCUACCAUCCAACGCCCACCACGGAAUCAACCCAAGAUGACAUGUACUAUGUUCAAGAUGAUGUCAGCGUACUGUCUCAGGUCACCCUAGCAUGGUUGACCAAGCUGUUCCGGCUUGGAAACAAGCGCCCCCUGGAACGCAAAGAUCUUGGCUCUUUGCCAGAAAGACACACAUCUCAGGAGAACUACAAACAAUUUAAAGAGGCCUUUCGGAAGGAAAAGGAAAAUGCUACCAAAGACAAGAGAAAAGUCUCCUUGUUCCGAGUCUUUGGUCACUUUUGUGGCAUCAGACUGCUGGCAGUAGGCUCAUUGAAGCUUGUGUCGGUUCUAGUGAAGUUCACCACGCCUGCAGCCAUCAGGGGCAUUGUGUUGUACGCCUCUGCACACAAAUAUCAGGAUGAAAGCGUCGUGGAGGAGCAGCAUUUCAUCACAGUUAGUGAGUUCUUCUCAAACGGCUACAUCCUCCUCUUUAUCCUCUUUGUUGCCAAGGUUACCCACGUCUUAUGCAUCCGGUCAGUGCAGUACUACUUGACUGUACAAGCCAUUCAUACAAGAAUAGCCAUUCAGGGUAUGGUGUAUGAUAAAUCCCUGCGUCUGUCACUUGGAGGGGGCUCCAACGGCGGCAACACGGCGGGAAAGCUCAUCAACUUCAUGUCCAUCGACCCUGCUAACCUUCAACAAAUGUUCAGGGAGUUCCACUCGAUACUGGCCACAGUUUUAUCGAUUACGAUCACCAUGGUGCUGCUGUAUCUCCUCCUUGGUUUCUCAGCACUGAUAGGUGCUGCCUCGCUCUUCCUAGUGAUGCCUCUGACUGCUCUCGCUGGCAGAGGCAUGUCCAAAUUCCAGAAGAAAGCACUGCUUUUCUCCGAUAGUCGCCUGAAGUACUCUAAAGAGUUGGUGCAGGCAAUAAAGCUGGUCAAGAUGUAUGGUUGGGAAGAUGUUUUCUGUCACACUGUUGAGUCCGUCAGGAAGCAAGAGCUCUUGGCCAAUCUUGUCAGAAGUAUUUGCUUCGCCUUGACCACCACAAUAGCCUCAGCAGGACCAAUUCUUAUCACCCUGGUUUCCUUUGGGACCUACACUCUCCUGUCUGGCCAAGCGCUGACUCCUGAGGUGGCCCUACCAGCACUGUCUCUCUUCUAUCUGUUUGAGAGUUCUCUCUUCUACUUCCCGUUUUACAUCUCGUAUAUGGUGACCGGCGUCAUCAGCACGCACAGGCUGCAGGCAUUCCUGAUGAGUACAGAAGUCGAGGGGCCGGCCGGCACAAGUCGCCAAACUUGCAGAGAUGCCACACAUGAUGAUUUAGAAGUCAAGUUUAAGCCCCUGGGUGGAUCUCCAGCAUCUGGUGGGACACCUCUUGGGACCAAUGAGAGAUCGGAAUCCAACAGUGGAGCAGUCAAUGGGAACGGACUGCAACUAGAAGUACUUGGAAGGAAUGGUAAUGGCGGAAUAUCCACAGAGCAUUUGCAGUCGGGAGUAGCAGUGAAGAUUAAACAUGGCACUUUCUCAUGGGACUCAGAGUCUGAUGCUGUUCUACAUGACAUCAGUGUUAACAUACCAAGUGGCAAGCUGACAGUCAUUAUUGGUAGCGUGGGAAGUGGCAAGUCAUCCCUUCUCAGCGCCAUGCUUGGCGAGAUGACAACGCUGAGCGGCCACAUUAAUUUACAAGACAGCGAUGUAGCCUAUACAGCUCAGACACCAUGGAUCAUGAAUGCUUCAGUCAGAGACAAUAUUACCCUAGAUUGUAACAUGGACGACGUAAGAUACCAAGAGGUGAUAGCGGCCUGCGCACUGCAGCCAGAUUUGGAGCAGUUUCCGGCUGGAGAUCGGACCGAGAUUGGAGAGAAGGGAAUCAACAUCAGCGGUGGCCAGAAACAGAGGAUCAGUCUGGCCAGGGCACUGUAUUCCAACAAAACUACUGUUAUCAUGGAUGACCCACUAUCGGCCCUGGACGCUCAUGUGUGCCGCCAUAUUGUGCAGCAGGGCAUUGCGGGAUUGCUAUCAAAGAAUGGACGUACGGCCAUCUUAGUGACCAACCAACUGCACUUGAUGAAACUGGCUGACCAUGUCCUUGUGAUGAUCAAUGGUAGAGUUGAAUUACAAGGAACACAGCAGGAGAUCGGUGCCGAGGAUUUUCAUACCAGUCCAUCCUGGUCGCAGUUACUCCAGCCAAUCACCAAUCAUCAAGACCAAGUGGACGAUUUGGAGCGGUCAUCUAAAGAUGAGCCACCUUUGGCAGACCAGUCCAGUGACAUCACAAAUGGCAAGAAACCGGACUGCAUUUCAGACACAAGCAGCCAACAGGAUAAGCAUGAACCAUCUGGCCAGCUUGUCAAAGACGAAGAGCGCAAGUACGGCAGUGUGUCCCACAGGGUGUAUCUGUACCUGAUCCGUGUGAUUGGUUGGCCCCUUCUGGCAUGGAUAGUUGCUCUGUUUGUCUUCAAUGGCUGCCUGAUAGGCAAGGCCUUCAAGUUGGCUGAGUGGAGUGAAGCUGGCAUAGCAGAUACAAAUACUACUGUACCUGCUCAGACAAGCUAUUACAUCAUGGGAUAUACUGCCUGGUCAGCUGGCUGUGUGACAGCUGUCAUCAUAUCUGAUGUCGCCCGCACCAGUGCUGCAUACUUUGCAACCAGGAAUCUCUUCCAAAAACUUCUGAAUAAUGUUAUACAUCUUCCAUUGAGGUUUUUUGAUACGACUCCAACUGGCCGAAUUCUGAAUCGAUUUUCGAGUGAUACAAACAGCAUAGACCAAUAUCUUUUUCAAAAUCUGGAUGCGGUUUUAUUCAACGCGAUUGAGGGACUGUUCUUCAUCAUUUUGGAUAGCAUCGUAGCGCCAGCGUACCUGAUAGCCAUCAUACCUCUAGCAAUCAUCCAUUUCCUCAUAGUCAGGUUCUUUCUGGCUUCCUCAAGAGAAAUCAAGAGAAUGGAAAGCAUAUCCAGAUCCCCAGUACUAGCAUAUUUCACACAGACCCUGGAUGGUCUUCCAACAAUCAGAGCAUAUGGCUACCAAAAACAUUUCCUGGCUAGUCUUCUCUCCAAGGUCAAUGAGAACUGCACAGCAUACCUUUACCUACAGACAAGUAACCUGUGGCUCAACAUCUGGCUGGACAUUUUGGGAACUUGUAUGGUCUUGGCUGCUGGUGUUGCAGCUUUGCUGGCAUCCUCCUUUGAUGGAGUGUCGGCAAGCCUAGUUGGUCUGGCCAUUGCGAUAGCUGUAAAGAAUUCCAGUGUGAUAGGCUACUUGGCAAAGUUCUGCGGAGAGCUGGAGAUCCGAAUGAACGCCGUGGAGAGAAUUGAGCAUUACACUUGCCUUCCAACGGAGAAAUAUCAAGGCAUAGAACCAGCCAGUGAUUGGCCUUCUAGUGGAGGGAUAGAGUUCAAUCAGCUUUCAGCACGCUAUGACAUCACCCUGCAGCCAGUCCUGAAUAAAAUUGAUCUGCGUAUUGAACCAGGAAAAAAGAUUGGAAUCUGUGGAAGGACAGGGAGUGGAAAAUCCUCGCUGACUCUGGCUCUGCUUCAGCUGAUUGACACUCAUGAGGGAUCCCUUAUUAUUGAUGGACUGGAUGUUUCUCAUGUGUCUCUAAGCGCCCUGCGUCAACAGAUGUCAAUCAUUCCUCAGGACCCGGUUCUGUUUACUGGAACAAUCAGGAAAAACCUGGACCCAACUGGCAAGAUGGCAGAUGGGGAUUUGUGGGAGGCACUGCAGAUAGCCCAGGUCAAAGGAUUGGUGUCGGACCUAGGUGGAUUAGAUUUUCAGGUGUCUGAAGGGGGUGAGAAUUUCUCUGUUGGGCAGCGGCAGUUGUUUUGUCUUGCUCGAGCCUUCCUCCGCAAAUCCCGCAUCCUCAUCAUGGAUGAAGCCACAGCAUCAGUUGAUCUUGAGAUGGACAAGACUCUGCAGCAGGUAGUGGUGGAAGCAUUCAAGGAUCGAACAGUUUUGAUUGUAGCCCACCGAGUUGAGACCAUCAUGAACUGCGACACCAUCUUGGUCAUGAGCAACGGUGAGAUCACAGAGAUGGGAACUCCUGAGCAGCUGCUAGCAACGCCAGAGGGAGAGUUUGCUGCCCUCGUCCAGGCCAGAGCAGGCAUGGCUAGGUCACAUGACAGCUGACCAUGCUGUCAGGUGAUGAGAUCUGGUCACAUGAUUGGAUCACACAAUGGACCGUUGUCUGCAUUUGGCCGUAAGCCCCACCCACCGUUAGUAAGAGUACAUUCCUCACAGUACUUGUGACUGGGUUUGACUGAUAAACACAGUCACCUGACCGAAAAUCAUGAUCUAAUUGGUCCAUGCACACUGCUUGAUUGACUGACAGCAUGGGUCCAUUCGAGCCAUGUUUGGAAUUACCUGUGAAGGACUAUCUUAGUCCUGUCACAUGAUCUUAUUAUCAGUUAUCAGGUCACAUGCAAGGGUGAUCUGAUCAGGUGGUAUGAUCAGGUGACUUGAUCAUGACCAGAUUGUACCAGAUCACACUGUAACUUAGAAACAAAGUCUUCCAAAUCAACUCAUAAUUAUUUUUCUUAAAUCAGGUGAUUUGAUCAGAUGACCAGAUUGUAUCAGGUGACACUGAAACAGAGAAACAAAGUCUUCCAAUUCAACUGAUAGUCAUUUUCUUAAAAUCAGGUGACUUGAUCAGAUGACCAGAUAGUAUCAGGUGACACUGUAACAGAGAAACAAAGUCUUCCAAUUCCAGUCAUAAUCAUUUUUCUUAAGAUAACUUCCACAGAGUACACAUUACACUAAUGGAUCAUAAUAGAGACACUUUGCAGUAACAGCUGUACAGUGUGAGUCAAAAAGAAAUGACUGAGUUAGAAAAAAAAAACACUAAAAGAUAUGUGGCUUGCUCCAUUGAAUAUAAAGAACAAAGGAAUAAAGUACAUGGUAGUCACUAAUAACUGUGAUUUGCUUGUACUCUAUUCACAAGUUAUUUCUAUUUUAAUAGAAACACCAUGACAUUCAGUUGUCCACCACUGAUCACUGAUGCAUACCCUUUAAAUACAAUGAACAAAAAGUUGCAUAGGGAAACUAACAAAACUCACCAAUCAGGAAAAAAAAUUGAUUUAUUCCUCAUAUAUACACACACAAGUAAAAAAAAAAAACCCAAAAAAUCUGAAAUAAAACUAAUGCAUCAGUCGUGACUCAAAUUAAUAUAAUCUGUAUUUGAAUGCCUGUGUGUAAUCUCUGGUUCUCACUAAGCUGAACAACUUCAAAAUAGCAUUCCAUGGACAGCUGUAUAAAUGGCACCAUUUUUGGAGUGCCAUGCCAUAUUUACAUGUCCUGCCUCGGAUGUGUUCCAUGCGUAAAAAAUUGUUUGUUUUUCAGUAUUAAGAUAACUAUUCACACCUACAGCUGUGCCGAACAGUGUGAAAUGUCCACAUCCAAUCCAGAUGACCUACUCCAAAAACUGAUGCUCACAAAGUUCAGAUUAGUAUGCAGUGACAUUUGCAAAGUGUCUAAACACGACCACAUGUAUGCUGCCAUCCAGGGUCAUGAUCCUUCCCUCGAUUCCCAUAUUUCACAUGCCAUCCUAGGCCAUGCCUAAAAUACUGGGCCAUGGCUGGGGCGUAUUUUUUUUUCCAGGAGUGUUGGGGCCAAGUCAUGCAUAAUUCAGUUUUCCUUUGAUCAUUGCAAGACACUUAUAGGUUCUCGUUCGCUUUUUUCCGCGUAAAUUAAAAGUAUCUCAACGAUAAAUUUAGAAAAGAAAAAUAGUCGACGCAGUGCUGAACCACAAAGCAAUAUAUAAAGAUUUCUAUCAUAAUUUACACAGAGUUAUAAUGCUCGUUUUAUAUAUUUUAAUCUGUUUGGAGAGUAAACAAUAUAUAUUAUUAAAUAUAUAAAGUGUUGGAUUUAAAGUUCUAUGUACAAUGUACGUUGUUUAAUAAUAUAUGU
Messenger RNA from Patiria miniata (bat star), 6692 nucleotides. Its product is annotated as ATP-binding cassette sub-family C member 9-like. The transcript has 31 exons. Gene Ontology annotation, molecular function: ATP binding; ATP hydrolysis activity; ABC-type transporter activity. Gene Ontology annotation, biological process: transmembrane transport. Gene Ontology annotation, cellular component: membrane. The record is from RefSeq and is a predicted model, not a curated record. NCBI's taxonomy places the organism in Eukaryota, Metazoa, Echinodermata, Asteroidea, Valvatida, Asterinidae. Bases 153 to 4916 code for a protein of 1587 amino acids.